Molecule: messenger RNA, 3891 nt
Organism: Pseudomyrmex gracilis
Lineage: Eukaryota; Metazoa; Arthropoda; Insecta; Hymenoptera; Formicidae
Gene: WDY
Product: WD repeat-containing protein on Y chromosome
Exons: 19
Coding region: 163-3105 (980 amino acids)
Molecular function (GO): protein binding; calcium ion binding
Source: RefSeq, a predicted model, not a curated record
GCUCGGUGCUACCUACCUCAUAUAUACACGGAGUUAUUGAUUAUUUCUCCUUCCUCGUUAUUUCUUCUUCCCACAACUUAACAUGGAAAUAGUAUAAAAGAAGCAUUCGAACGGUUUUUCGAAACGAAAAAGAUCGGGAAGCAAUGCACCGAGCAGUCUUUGAUGCGUUUGCACAAUGCCUUCUUGGCAGCGGAAAAUGAAGAAAUGGAUUCUUCUCAGCUGCAAGAUUCUUUCCAAGACGUCCUCGAGAUAACAAUGCCACAGGACGAGUUUCAGACUCUCUUCAAAAAAAUAGAUAUAAAGGUUGACGGCAAGAUAAAGUGGGAUGAAUUUAUUUCUUAUCUUCUGCUGGAAUUUCACGAUACGGAUACUAGUCUGAGAUCGGAAAUGUUGGAAAUACCGUUGACUGAUUUGCCAAAAAUGUUAAGAACGCGUCAUCGCACACCUGUAUGCAGAAUUACGUUCUGUCCGGAAGUUUUACCGGACAGAAGUACUAGUUUUCGUAGAGGUUGUUAUUUGACUGUUAGCCAAGACGGUAUGAUUAAUUAUUGGACGUUAGAUCUCGAGUACGAGCGCACCGUGUAUUCCAAGAAUCCGUACUUAAAAGUGGUGUCCACUUUUAUAACUGAUAUGAUCGUGCUGCCGGAUGUACAAGUGGUGUGCACAAGUUCGACAGAAUAUGAUUUGAGAUUUUACGACACUGCGGCAAAAAAGUUCGAUCUUCGUAUAUUGAUAUCCAGUUUAGAACACGCGGUCGUUUGUAUGCACUAUUACUUCAGCACAGACACGAAUGAACCCUCGUACAUUGUUCUGGGUGAUACAAACGGAUCUGUUAUAAUUAUGGCAUUUCAAUCCGCAGAGAGAGGACCUUUUAAUCAGCAUCCGGCACAUGAUACAAUCACUCUUCGUUACGACGAUCUUAUUAAAGGAAAGUUGCAAGGAUUAAACGUGUUGGAGUUCAAGAACAUACAUUCGAAGUGGACAAACCAGGUGGCUUAUUACGGAAGCCUGCGAACUUUCGUAUCGUGUAGCCGAUGCGAUGAUCGUUCUCUGUGCGUCUUCAACGUGACGGGCGUGACGCAAUACACGUUUCAAGUUCUCAUGGGGAUAUCUUGCUUCACGGUUUGCGAAGAGAGUUGUACACUGGUAACGGGCGGAAUAGAUAGCGUAGUCCGCGUUUGGAAUCCGUUCGUUCCCGGAAAAGCGAACGCCAUUCUUCAAGGACAUCGUUCUCCUAUUUGCGCGCUUGUUAUAAUAGACGCCGGCAAGCGUGUUUACUCAUUGUCAAAAGACAGGUGUAUAAAGGUGUGGGAUGUCCCGACCCAUACCUGCAUUCAGACGUACAAUCGGUUGCCACGCGAGCUGACCGAAUACGCUCCGAUGAGCGUAGUGUUCAACACGCUGACUCGCACGAUGAUCAUUGCCAGUAUGAUGAUCGCUAUUCUCAUUUGCGAACACGUGAUUAACGAAGAGACUUCGGACGGCUACACGCACAUAAAGGGCGUCAGUUGUGUUCUUUACAAUCAGCUUUAUCGAGUGAUCGUUAGCACCGGAAUGGAUUCCUGCAUCAUCGUCUGGAAUCCUUGGAUUGGACGUCGGAUACGUCUGAUAUCAAACGCUCACAGUAUCAUGCAAUGGGGACAGCUCGUUGAUAUCGAAAUUACGGCGGCUUGUUUCGACAACUCGGAGCAAUUUUUAGUGACCGGCGCCAGAGACGGAUCGCUGAAAAUAUGGAACUUCAAUACCGGCGUUUGCAUGAGAUCUAUGACGGUCGAUCAUUCGCGCGAAAUAACAAGUGUCGUGUGGCACGAAAAUCGAAUUCUGUGUUGCGGUUGGAAUAAACGCGUCACUGAAUUGGUGGCUUUCGAGUCCGACACUUGCAAAAAAGAGUGGACGACCAAUCACACCGAUGACAUUUUGUGCUCGGCUGCGAUAUUUCCUCAUCUGCUAGCCACCGGGACAUAUAAUGGGGAACUGAUUCUGUGGAAACUUGAAACGGGUCAGCCGUUUAGAAAGUACCAAGUGAUUGAUAGUGGCGGAAGAUAUGCUUUGACGAAUACAACAAAUGCGCAAAUGAUCAAAAAAUCAAACGAGAUCGACAAAUCCACCGAUCAGCACAUUAAAGAAUUGACUCCGUGUGUUCACCAAGAAUCGGCGUUGAAUAUCAUUCGUGUGAUCGCAGUGCGCGCAAUGAUCUUUCUAUCCGCGCGAGAAACGAGACCGGACGUCGGUACGUUGGUGAUAGCACUCGAUUCCGGUUUGGUGCAAAUGUGGACGCAUCAUCCCGAGGCGGGAUUCCUAGGAGCCUUUUCGGUCAUCCACACCGUGCGCGAUUGCGCCACGUCCUUAGCUACUGAUCCUGAAAAUCAGUUUCUCGUAACGGGCCACAGCAUCGGAUACAUAAAAAUCUGGCUUCUCUCUAAUUACAUGUUGCCAAAUCCGCCGAAAGUGUGCAUGCCGUUACUCAGACUGAAGUUUCCGUUUUUGUGGAAGGACACAAUAAACGGAAGAGCAAAAAGAGCGGUACGAGAUCAGACGCUGCCGGUUUUACUAUCGUCCGUGCGCGGUCAUACGCAGGGAAUCACUUCUCUUCAAAUCAUUUCCAGCGCGGAGAUAAUAGUCAGUGCUAGCGCGGAUCGCACGGUACGUUUGUGGAGUUUAAACGGUCGUUACAUAUCGACAUUGGGAACGUUCAGAGAUUGGGUGCCGAUCUUACCCACUGUGCCGGUACAGAAAUAUUUUGAGAACUAUAGACUACCAGCAGACAUUAAGGAACGCGCUAGUUUUACCACUUUAAAGGUACUUUGUGGCGGCAAGAGACAAGUGGAAAUAGAAAUCAAAGAGAAAGAGAUAGAUAUUCCGAAAGAAAUCCUUGAAGAAAAACGACAUUUGCUAUAUGGAAAGCAAGUAGACAAAUCGGUACUUGAAAAUUAUUAUGAAUUACAAGUACCUAGCAAAACGUAUCAAGAAUAUCUAAAAUUGGAUACUUCAUUGCCAUAUAUACCGAUUUAUACACAUUUAUCAACAUACGCUUUGAAAUCCGUAAAAACGUCAAAAACUUUGUUCAGGCAAAAAAUGAAACUCGCGCAGACAUUUUUAAAUUAAAAGUAUUUUAUACAUUUACGAAAGGUAUAUUAUACAUGACAAGUUCGUUUGUUCGAAAACUUAUAAUAUGUAUAUACUUUCAGUAAAAAAAUUGUAUUCUCUCAGAAGUAGCAACGAAUGCCCUGCGUUUGACCGCAAUGGACAGAACUGGAUAAGCCUCUAUAAAAUUGAAUCUGCAUCAUUAAGUGCACUCUUCCGCAAUUAAAAUUUACAAAAUAUUAUUUGUUGUAUCAAUAUGUAUUUUAUACAAUGAGAAUUGAUCAAAUGCAAUUAAAAUACGCAAGUUAGUAAUUCAUUCAAGAAUGUUCUCUACGUAUAAUUAUUUACUAACUGAAGUCCGGGAUACACGAUGCAUUUUUUCAUGUGAGAUCGCGUGCGAGCAAUAUCACAACGAUUUGAUACCUUCGAUUUAAAGAGCAAUAAAUCGCAAUUGGCUGAUUCCGAUUGCUCACGUCGCAAUCUGGCACAAAAACAAGCAUAUCGUAUGCAGCAAGCUUAAAUCGUUAUCAUCUACUUACAUUACACAUGCUCCAAUGUCUUUUCGAACAAAUAUAAAAAUUAAGAAAUGUAUAGACAGUCAUGAGAGCUGUUCGCUGGAUGUGUGCGAAAAUAUGCGUGUGUAUAUAUAUAUAUAUAUAUAUAUAUGUAUAUACAGACCCCGUAUAUCCCCUAACUAAUUUUAAAAUAUUGCGAAAAAAGUUAGGAGGGUAUACGGGGUCUCAUAUAUGAGAUGCAAAUAUAACAUUCUAUAUUUAAGAAUUGAAAUCUUAAUUCAAAAACUCACGU